Messenger RNA from Rhinolophus ferrumequinum (greater horseshoe bat), 2149 nucleotides. RefSeq names its product chromobox 1 (gene CBX1). Gene Ontology annotation, cellular component: nucleus; pericentric heterochromatin. Lineage: Eukaryota; Metazoa; Chordata; Mammalia; Chiroptera; Rhinolophidae. The transcript has 5 exons. The record is from RefSeq and is a predicted model, not a curated record. Gene Ontology annotation, molecular function: chromatin binding. Bases 264 to 821 code for a protein of 185 amino acids. Gene Ontology annotation, biological process: chromatin organization; negative regulation of transcription by RNA polymerase II.
GUCGCGUUUGCGCGGUGCGGGCGGCGGGCAGCGCAGAGUGCGAGGCUCUUUUGUUCGGCAGAGGGGAGGGCCGUUGGCCGGGGCCUGCGGUACGCCGCUUCAGUGAGGGGCUCGACCGCGGCCACCCGGCCUGUUGCUUUUCUGGGCGCCACUCCUCCGGCCCGCCCGACGCGACGCGCCAGUAGCGCGACACCGAUUCUUCUCGGCUCUUGGGCGCUGCUCUGAGCAGCGUCACCCUUUAUACCAGGAAGCUGGCGGGCACUAUGGGAAAAAAACAAAACAAGAAGAAAGUGGAGGAGGUGCUAGAAGAGGAGGAAGAGGAAUAUGUGGUGGAAAAAGUUCUUGACCGUCGAGUGGUAAAAGGCAAAGUGGAGUACCUCCUAAAGUGGAAGGGGUUCUCGGAUGAGGACAACACGUGGGAGCCAGAAGAGAACCUGGAUUGCCCCGACCUCAUUGCUGAGUUUCUACAGUCACAGAAAACAGCACAUGAGACAGAUAAAUCAGAGGGAGGCAAGCGCAAAGCCGACUCUGAUUCUGAAGAUAAGGGAGAGGAGAGCAAACCAAAGAAGAAAAAAGAAGAGUCAGAAAAGCCACGAGGCUUUGCCCGGGGUUUGGAGCCAGAGCGGAUUAUUGGAGCUACAGACUCCAGUGGAGAACUCAUGUUCCUGAUGAAAUGGAAAAACUCUGAUGAGGCUGACCUGGUCCCUGCCAAGGAAGCCAAUGUCAAGUGCCCCCAGGUUGUCAUAUCCUUCUAUGAGGAAAGGCUGACGUGGCAUUCCUACCCCUCGGAGGAUGAUGACAAAAAAGAUGACAAGAAUUAAUUCUCUUGAGUACCAGCCCCUGUCACAUCUGACUGUGGGUUUCAAGUGGGGAGAGGAAGGAGUUCUACUUGUGUUGACACCAUAGAGGUGGCUUGAGAAGAUGUCCUUUGAAGAGCCAGUAUAGUUUCUGUGCCCUACAGCAGCCCAAGUGCUUUAAAGCCGCUCCAUGCUGUGUAGUUUGCACACUCAUCCCAGUGGAGGGGAAGGAGGAUAAGUGUUUCAAGGCAGCCCGUUCUGCACUUUGCUGAGAAAAGCAAAGGGCCUUCUAUGAAGGACAAAACUUGCAGAAUGGGUGUAUGGGAGAGCAAAAAGGUACUGCAGAUCUUCAAAGAGCAUCUCCACAAUCCACAGCCUUCUUCCCAAUAGUGUUAACUCUGCAUUUUUACAGCGUAGCAUGUGUGUAGUUUUUGGCUAUUACUGGUGUAUUAUUUGGGUGUGGGAGGGAUGGGGUGGGAAGGAAGGGAGAUGGGUAGGAUCGUUUUUGUUAAAAUUGGGCCUGAUCGGGGAAAUGAAACAAUGGAAAGAACAACUAAUGAUUUGGUUCUGUGUCCAAAAUAUUUUAUCUUUUCACAAAAUGUCAUUGGCAAUCUAAAUAAGGACUGUGAGAGACUGUUUAGAAGCUGUGAAUGCCUGAAACUUAUAAGCCACGGUGUUCCCUGCCUGAGCUUAAUGCUGUUCCCAACAAAAGACUAACAACGCUGCCAUUUUGGGAAUGGAAACUGGUUAAGGAGGGAAAGUCUUUUAUUGGAGCGUAUACAAAGGCAGAUCAUUCUGUCUUAGAGGUGCUAAUUGCUAAUUAUUAAAAUUGACAAGUCCCUUUUCCAAUUGUUAAGUUAUAAAUAUUAGCUUGUCCAUCCAAGCCACUGGCUGAAGUAUCUAGGGAGGGGAAGAGGAGGGGACAUGGGAGGUGUGAGAGUAAAGGGAAGGGCCCAUGCUCUUGGAACUUCUAUGUUUUUUGAACCUUGAACUCUGAAACCAUUGGUGGCAGGGUUCAGUCACUGACAGCACAAGUUUAUCGAAUCACUUCAAGAGUUGGAUUAUUUCAAAAGACCUGGUCUCAGAAGAAGACUAAACUUUCAUACUGGGGCAGUGGUUCACUUUAAAAUACAAAACUUUUUUAAUCCUAAGAAUUAACUAAUACCCAAAAUACUGUCUUGAAUUAUGAAAUCCAUCAGUUCUUGACAUCAUCUAGACCUAUAUCUAGAACUCCAUUGUAAAAUCUUUUUAGGCAUGUGUUAGGUUUCUGUGAAAACUUUGUUUAAAUGUAAACUUCAUACCACACUGUCAGUUUUUGUUUUAAUAAAACUAUAUAGAUUUAUAAUCCUUGA